AUGCCAUCUACCCACAACCGUGAUAAACCUUGGGAUACUCCUGACAUUGAUAAAUGGGCUCUUGAAGAAUUCAAGCCAGAACACAACACUUCUGGUCUACAUUUUGCAGAAGAAUCUUCAUUCAUGACUUUAUUUCCAAAAUAUCGUGAACAAUAUUUAAGAGGUAUCUGGAGUGAUGUUACUAAAGCAUUAGAAAAACAUUUCAUUAAAUGUGAAUUAAAUUUAGUUGAAGGUUCAAUGACUGUUAAAACAACUACUAAAACUUUUGAUCCUGCUAUGAUUAUUAAAGCUAGGGAUUUGAUUAAAUUAUUAGCUAGAUCAGUUCCAUUUCCUCAAGCUGUAAAGAUUUUACAAGAUGAUGUUGCUUGUGAUGUUAUCAAAAUCGGGAACUUUGUUGCUAAUAAAGAUAGAUUUAUCAAAAGAAGACAAAGAUUGGUUGGUCCAAAUGGUAAUACUUUGAAAGCUUUGGAAUUAUUGACCAAAUGUUAUAUCUUGGUUCAAGGUAAUACCGUCAGUGCCAUGGGUCCAUUCAAGGGAUUGAAAGAAGUUAGAAGGGUUGUUGAAGACUGUAUGAAGAACAUUCAUCCAAUUUAUUAUAUCAAAGAAUUGAUGAUCAAACAAGAAUUGAGUAAAAAUCCAGACUUAGCAAAUGAAGAUUGGUCAAGAUUUUUACCAAGUUUCAAGAAACGCUACUGUUGCUAG
Molecule: messenger RNA, 702 nt
Organism: Candida tropicalis MYA-3404
Lineage: Eukaryota; Fungi; Ascomycota; Pichiomycetes; Serinales; Debaryomycetaceae
Gene: KRR1
Product: ribosome biosynthesis protein
Exons: 1
Coding region: 1-702 (233 amino acids)
Cellular component (GO): small-subunit processome; nucleolus
Molecular function (GO): RNA binding
Source: RefSeq, a predicted model, not a curated record